AUGUCGGGGGGCAAGACGACACUAAAUCCCAACAAAAAUUUGCUAACUGAGAAAACAAAGAUCGAGAAUGAAGCUGUGGAGCUGCUUCGAAGUCUUGAAAUCUCCGAAGGUUCAACUGAGCUUAUGCCGAAACCAGAGCCGGGAAAAGCUGGAAAGCCCAUACAAGUUUUGACCAACAUUUAUGCGGUCAAGAUUCCAGAGAAGGAGAUCUUUAGGUACGAUGUCACGAUCAGUGGAAUAGCGAUAAGGAAUCGGAAAGAAGUCGAGUUUUCGAAGAAAUCGGAGGAAUCGUAAGUCUUUUUUAUUAUUGUUGGUUUUUAGGUGUUUGGUGGAAACUUAUGGCCAAAAACGGUUAAGAAACAGAGGUAUUUGAACUUUGGUUGCUAUGAAAAGAUUAAUUAUGCUUAUUGUAUCUUGCUUAAGGUUACAUUUACCUUGUUACAGGUUAAAGUUUUAGUUUUUGAAAGGAAAAAAUCAGUUUUUGGGCCAAACUGCAUGGAUAAUCUUCUUUUAAUUAUAACUUAAUGUUUAAAUUAGUUGAAAGCUUGAAACUUACAGGGAAUUUAGUUUAUUAAGUUAGUCAGCUAAACAACAAAGGGAUUGAUAUAUCUACAUUAAUAUCACUUAUUUUAGGAUUGUUAUUGCGGACCGUGUCACCGUAUGUCGUGCGGCGUGGCGGGAAAUCUUCAGAUUAAAUUCUGACUUAUUUGGUACGAACAUCCACCGCAUCUACUACGAUUUGCAAUCCACGUUGUACUCAUUGUUUGAACUUCCAAUCGAGAAGGAUAGUAAAGAGUUGGCUAUUCCUGUGUCUGAUAUUGAAGAUGAAACGAUCGCAAGACUUUUUGCAGGAAUUGGAGAAAUUAGAAUUUUGAUUAAGAAAGCCGUCUCGAAUCGUAUUCAGCUGAACGACUUGACUACGAUUCAUAAUCCGGAAACUGGAAGGAAGGACAGGAGCAUCAUGAACAUUAUCGAGUUGAUGGUCAAUCAGGUGCCAAUGUUUAAUGAGUAAGUUUUUCGUCUUUAAACAAAGUUGUUGUUGUUCUAGGCUAUGUACAGAAAGUUCUUGCUAUUUUGAGUUUUGUAAAGAAAGUUUUUGUUGUUUUUUGUUUUUUAAUGCAAGUUAUCGUUAUUUUUCACUGUUUUUUAGAAACCAAUUUUUGACUCUUCGUGGAUCAUCAUCUUAUGUUGUGGACGCUGAACGUUUUGGCCUUCCUGAAUGCCCCUUGGACGACGGUGGCACUAAGUUUUUGGCGGCUGGUGUAAAAAGAAGUGCUUGUUUUAUCGAGGGAUGGGAGGGAUGCAAACCGGCAGUUGGUAUGAUGCUGGAAAGUAAGUUUUUGCAAUUUUCAUUGCUUUUGAAAUUACCGGUAAGGUUUUGUAACAGAACUUUUUGCACACCCUAUAAAAAGCAACUUUAAAUUCAAAUUUAAACUUAAAUUAUCAUUUUUUUAGCCAGAAGAUCACCAUUUCACUCGACUCUUAAUCUGAUCGACUACAUCCGCAGAUACGGCCCCUUCGAAGGGUAUUACAACAGCUUUAUUAGCGGCCAUUGUACCGACAACGCUCUACGCCACAUUUCCUCGGUUCUUCGUAACAUGACAUUCGUUGUUGAACACCGAAGAGCGCGGAAGAUUGAAAUUUCGACGUUUGUCGCGAAAAACGCACAAACUCAUAUGAUUGAACAACGAUCGCUUGAAGAAUACCUGUUUGAGAGGUACGGCCAAAGGCUGCGCUUCCCAUGCGCACAUUUGGCCACGGUCAAGGUCAGGGGACAACACAUGUUCUACCCACCUGAACAUUUGAUGGUAGCCGAUAAUCAGCUAGUGUUGGAAAAGCAAAUGGAGGCGAGAGAAAAGGCCAACAUGAUUAGGGUAAGGGUUGAUACCUAUAAUUUGGGGGGGGGGUUGAAAUUUUUAAUAUUUUUUGUGAAUGAGUCUUCUCAUCAUGACAAAUUAUUAUAAAUUCACCUCUUGAUAUUGCUAUUUUAUUACACACCAAUUUCAGAUCGCGGCCGUUCGCCCAGACGUGCUUCAAGACGAAUCGGUUAAAGGUGCCCGCGCCAUCCAACUUCACGACUCACCGUACACAGGCGCGGCCGAUGUCCGGUUCUCGAAGACCGUGAUGAAGGUGAAUGCCAGACAAUUGCCAAUGCCAAAAAUGGUCUACGCCAAGAACGCCGAAUCUCAACAAACUCGGGGCGAAGCCGCGUGGAGACAGUUGCCAUUUAUUCGUGGCGCCAGAAUCGAAGCCUUCAGCAUGUAUGUGGUGGGCACUGCGCCUACACCAUGUGUCUUCCAACCUGAUCAAAAGCGGCUGGUUCAAUCGCUUCAAACUAGUGCGAAAUCGUUCGGUAUGGAUAUUGGUAAGCUGGCCGACACGGCUUACAUUUAUGACAAUGAAGUGGAUGAAAAGAUCAGAUUGAACAAGGAAAACGGUGUGAAUUUUGUCUACUUUAUCAGUCCAGACAGCAUCAAAUCAGCUCAUGGUAAGUUAUUAUUAGGCAUUUUUUUAGGCUUGCAUUAUAUUUUUUAGGCUUAGCUGCAGGUUUAUGUUAGGCUUAGCUUAGAUUUUGCUUUAGGCUUAUUUUAGGCUCAGUUUAGGCUUUACUUUAGGCUUAUUUUAGGCUUAGCUUACAUUUUGCUUUAGGCUUAUCUUAGGCUUACCUAUACGCUUAUUCUUAGGCUUAGUUGUAGUUUAGUUUCAGGCAUAGAUUUAGUCGUAAGAUUUGUCUUAGGCUUGCUGUUAGGUGUUAUAUCAGGCACACAAUUAGACUUAAACGUAGAACUUUAACAAUUUCAGACUUUAUGAAGAACGCGGAACACAAGUACGCAGUCGCCACUCAAGACAUCCGCGUCAACACCGUGAAGAAGAUUCUCCAACGUGCUGGCGCUACAUUGGAAAAUGUCAUCGCCAAAACCAACCUCAAGCUGGGCGGAGUCAACUUCAGUGUGAAAUCCGGAACUCCCGAGGUUCAAGCACAGUUGGAGAAGACGUUGUUCAUUGGUAUCUCCAACUCUCAACCUGGAUCCAAAACCGCGGUCGAUAAGGCUCAAACCAAGAAUCGAAAGAACGAAAAACCAGGAGUUUUGGGCUAUUGCGCAAAUAUCUGUGAAGACAAGGACACAUUUGCCGGAGAUUUCAUGUACAUCGAUGCUUAUCGGUAAGAAGGUGAAACAUUGAUUUUUGUGGCAUUUUGUUGUAAAAUCGAUGUUUGAAAAUUUGACAUUUCGUUUUAAAAUCAAUAUAUUAAAUAUUGACGUUUCGUUAUAAAAUCAAUAUGUCUAAUAUUGAUAUUUUGUUGUAAUUUAAGCUUUAAAAUGUAAUUUCACUGGUAUUUCUUUAGAAAUGAGAUCUACAAGCUUCUGGUCAAGAUCAACGAGCGUUGUGUCAAGUACUUCACGGAGAACCGUGGCCAUCCCCCAGAAAACGUCGUAUUCUACUACGCCGGUGUCGCCGAAGGUCAAUUCGACAACAUUCUGAAGCUGUGUGUACCACUGAUGAAGGAGGGUAUCCGACGUGCCAACAAUAAUGUUGACAUCCCAUUGUGUGUUAUCUCAGUUCAAAAGGUCAACAACUUGACUCUGUUCCCAACGCAGUUCCCUCCAGCACGUCAAGACUCCAGAGAUCACGAAUUCAACGUUCUACCCGGCACGGUGGUCGACACGAAGAUUGUACACCCGCUGUACGCCCAAUUCUUCCUGGUACCACACACGGCCAUUAAGGGAUCGGCCAAAGUUCCAAGGUUCUCGGUUCUUCUGAAUGAGCCUCAGUUCACCAUGGACACGAUUGAAGGAUUCUCGAAUGCUUUGUGUUACGAACAUCAGAUCGUGGCCCGAGCUACAGCGUUGCCAACACCGUUGAUGGUCGCCGAGGAUUAUGCCAACAGAGGAAGACAUGUCUUCUUGGCUGCGUAGGUUUUUUGAAGGAUUUGUGGUAAAAAUGGGGUCGUUAGGCCAGGGGUGGACGAUAGAGGAGUAGAGGAUGAUAGGGUAGAUUAGGAGUGGAAAAGGUAAGACAGGGUAGCGCUGCAUAAGGUAGAGUAUGAUUAAGCAGAUCAGGAGUGGAUAGUAAAGCAAGGUAGGUUAAGUUUAGAUAGGGUGAAGUAAAAUAGGGUAGGGUAAAUUUGGCAAGGUGAUUCAAGGGUAGAUGACGCUUUAUUGAGUGUUAUGCUAAAUAAGAUGGCAAUAAAUUUCGUUACAAAACAAAAAAACGCAAGAACUUUCUUUACAACGCAAAAAAAUGGCAAAAACUUUCUUUACAAAACAAAACAGGGCAAGAACUUUCUUUAAAUCUUAAAAUGGCAAGAACUUUCUUUACAAAACCAAAAAAAGGCAAAAACUUUCUUUAAAAAUCAUUUUUUGAAGAUGUUUUAACUAAUUUUGUGUAAUUUUUAGCGAUUACGAAGAAAAACAGGGCUACUUUGCCUACCCAAGACUUCCUGAUGGAAACGUGGACUUGGAAGCUCUAACCGAACUACUCAGUUACGAACGUUGUCCCGAGCUCAGAAACCGUCGUGUCAACGCCUAA
Bursaphelenchus okinawaensis is the source of this 4530-nucleotide messenger RNA. The record is from the annotation of a GenBank genome assembly. NCBI's taxonomy places the organism in Eukaryota, Metazoa, Nematoda, Chromadorea, Rhabditida, Aphelenchoididae.